Molecule: messenger RNA, 3693 nt
Organism: Alligator sinensis (Chinese alligator)
Lineage: Eukaryota; Metazoa; Chordata; Crocodylia; Alligatoridae
Gene: MANBA
Product: mannosidase beta
Exons: 17
Biological process (GO): glycoprotein catabolic process; carbohydrate metabolic process
Molecular function (GO): beta-mannosidase activity
Source: RefSeq, a predicted model, not a curated record
ACCGCGCUGCUGCGCGGCGGCCUCGUGCAGGACCCUUACUACAGAUUUAAUGACCUUGCCUACAGAUGGAUCUCCCUGGAUAACUGGACUUACAGCAGGACAUUCGAAACUCCUUUUGAUGUCAGCAAAUGGCAGAAAGUGAAUUUGGUUUUCGAGGGAGUAGAUACAGUAGCACAAAUCCUGGUCAAUAAUGUCACUGUUGGAAGAACAGACAACAUGUUCAACAGAUACAGCUUUGAUAUUACUAGUGUGAUCAAGAAGGUCAGUUUUAUUGAGGUUCGUUUCUUAUCGGCCAUUUCAUACGCAGCUGAGAAGAACAGAUAUCACAAAGCAUACCAAGUACCUCCAGAGUGCCCUCCCCCAGUACAGAAAGGAGAAUGUCAUGUUAAUUUCAUCAGAAAGGAACAGUGUUCAUUUAGUUGGGACUGGGGUCCUUCUUUUCCCACCCAAGGAAUCUGGAAAGAUGUUAGGAUUGAAGCUUAUAACAUCUGUCACCUGAUUUACUUCAGUUAUAUCCCCAGCUAUGUGAAGAGUGCUCAGCAGUGGAGUCUUGAAAUAGAGUCUGUUUUUGAUGUAGUCAGCUCAAAGCCAGUUGCUGGUCUCAUGACAGUGAACAUUCCCAAGCUGCAAACACAGCAGAUAUAUACUGUAAAGCUUCAUCCUGGGGAAGAUAGCAUUGUGCUGCUCUUAAACAUCAACAAGAGUGCUUCAGUGGAAACUUGGUGGCCUAAUGGUCAUGGAAACCAAACUGGAUACUACAUGACAACAACUUUCAUCAUGGAGGCAGGAUACAAGAUUGAGAGACUUUCAGAGGUGUAUUUUCGAACAGUGGAACUUGUUGAGGAGCCUAUACCUGGGUCAUCAGGUUUGAGCUUCUACUUCAGAAUCAAUGGACUCCCCAUUUUCUUCAAAGGAUCCAACUGGAUUCCAGCAGAUUCCUUCCAGGACAGGGUCACCUCUGAUAUAUUGAGGCGCCUCCUGCAGUCCACAGUUGAUGCUCACAUGAAUGCACUUCGGGUGUGGGGAGGAGGAGUGUAUGAGCAAGAUGAGUUCUAUGAUAUCUGUGAUGAACUGGGAAUAAUGAUUUGGCAGGAUUUUAUGUUCGCAUGUGCUCUUUACCCAACUGACCAGAACUACUUAGAAUCAGUAAGAGCUGAAGUUACUCAUCAGGUAAAGAGAUUAAAAUCUCAUCCAUCCAUUAUUUUAUGGAGUGGAAACAAUGAAAAUGAAGCAGCAAUUGCAGACAACUGGUUCUCUAUCCCUUAUGCUGAGAAGAAUGUUUUUGUCAAAGACUAUGUGAUGCUUUAUGUGAAGAAUAUCCGAGAAAUUGUUCUUGCUGAGGAUAAAAGUCGUCCUUUUAUUGUGUCUAGUCCCACCAAUGGUCUUGAAACCAUUAAAGAAGGUUGGCUCUCCCCAAAUCCUUAUGAUACCCACUACGGUGACGUUCACUUCUAUGACUACACCAGGGACUGCUGGGACUGGAGAAUAUAUCCUAAAGCUCGAUUUGCCUCAGAGUACGGGUUUCAGUCCUGGCCUUCCUUCAGUACACUGGAAAAGGUCUCCUCUGCAGAUGACUGGUCUUAUGCAAGCAAUUUCUCUCUCCAUCGACAGCACCAUGCCAGUGGUAAUUAUGAAAUGCUUCAACAGGCGGGACUUCACUUCAAGCUGCCCCAGAGUGCAGACCCCUUAAAAAAGUUCAAGGAUACAAUUUACCUCACUCAGGUUAUGCAGGCCCAAUGUAUAAAAACAGAAACCGAGUUCUAUCGUCGUUCUCAAAGCGAGGUAAUUGAUGGACAGGGACAUACGAUGGGAGCGCUGUAUUGGCAACUCAAUGACAUCUGGCAGGCCCCUUCAUGGGCUUCCCUAGAGUAUGGUGGCAAGUGGAAAAUGCUCCAUUACUUUGCCCAGCAUUUCUUUUCCCCAUUGUUGCCUGUUGCCUAUGAAGAUGGUGGUGUACUGCACAUUUAUGGUGUAUCAGAUCUUCACUCAGACUGUGAGCUAACACUCAAAGUCAGUGUACACCAGUGGAGUUCUGUGGAGCCACUGUGCACCUUUGCUACCGGGGAUGUGACUGUUAGGGCAGGGAGUGCUGCCCCCAUCUACAAGGAGCCUGUAAAUGAUUUGUUGAAAAGAUGUGGUAACUGUACCAGGCAAAGCUGCGUCGUCACCUUUUACCUUGUGGGGAAAGGUGAACUCUACAGUCCUCGCAACUAUCACUUCCUGUCAUCAUUGAAGGAUGCAGUAGGAUUGGAAAAAGCACAGCUCAGUGCCACCAUAUCUCAGCAAAGUGACCACUAUAUUUUUGUUCUCCAGACCACUGCAGUUGCUCCUUUUGUUUGGCUGGAUGUUGAGAAUAUAAAAGGGAGGUUUAAUGAUAAUGGAUUUCUCAUGACUCAGAAGAGAAAGGUGGUUGUAUUUUAUCCUUGGGAGCCCACCAGCAUCAAGGAACUUGAAAGAUCACUCUGCUUGACUUCACUAUCAGAUAUUUACUGAGGGGAUCUCAGUUCCUUUAGGGAGAAAUAGCAGAAUAGAAACAGGAAAACUUGAACAUAACUAACAAUCAAGAGAAGCUGACCACAGAAUGUAUUGUCCACCUCUGUUAUGCGUACAUUCCUGAUUGUUUGGUUCAAUAUAAAUAUGUUUGCAGCUAAUACAUAUAAUGUUAAAAGAUCUGCUUUCUUAGGUAACUGAAAAUAUAUGUAACUAGUGCUUCUUGUAAAGCACAGUAACUAUGAAAAGAAGCAAGGUGGAGAUUGACAUAACUUGAGUCCUUUAAUAGAUAUUAUAUUAAUGAGUAAGGGUGCAGUUCCAACAUAUAGCUAUAGACCAGGGUUAGUUAUUCUGUUCCAUGGCUUGAGUUGCCCCUCAGGUUAGAAAUAUUUGUAGCUCAUUGUAAAUUAUUGUGGAAUAUGGGUUGUGAAUCUACCAUUCUAAUCAUUGUCCCCCAUGGUAGCUGUUUGCUUUGUACAGUGAUUUUCAGCCAGGGUGCUGCAACACCCUAGUGUGCCAUGGAGUGCCACAUGUUAGCAUUGUUAGCAAACGUGAUUCACAGGAGAAACCCAGAGAUUUCAAAUAGGAAUCCAUAGUGUCCAAAACAUUUGGACCUCCUGUGAUCUUUCUGAGUUGUCCGUACUAGCAGAAUUGCUCUGUUCCUUUGUGUGUAGUUCAAAAUUGAGUGGAAACUAAGAGCUGGCAUUUUCCAAAGGGUGCCUUCAGUUUGAAAAGGUUGAGAACCACUGGCUUAGUGUAAACAGUAUCUUACCAGUGUUUUGCCACUGGUGGCAAAGUGCUACCAUAGUGCCUAAUGAGGGUAGCUCCCUUUGGACAGCUGGUUCUGUCUGGUUUGGACCCCAGUGUAACUUAUAUUGGUGCGCAAAACUGAUGUAGGUUACACCAGGGUAAGUGUGAUGGGUCUGCACCCUCAGUUGCAGGAUUGCCGCAGCCUUAAGUAAGAGGUAGCACAAACCGCCACCCUAGGAUCAGACCAGGGACUAAACAGUGACUAGGGGAAUGCCUGUUGAAUCCUGAUAUGGUGUCAUCGUGGAAGGCAAGAGGGGAGGGAGGAAAAGAGGGGUAAAUGGUGCUGAAGGUCUCUAGCAACUGUUCUGUCCUAUCUUCCUGUUUAUAGGGGGUGGUGGUUAAAUGUUUUAACUGCUUUUUAAAAAGUGUAACAAAUAAACAGCCUUAGUUUUC